AUGGAGGUGGAUUGUGAACUUGAUUCUGAUGAUGAGUGUAUUGAAACUGUAUUGGUGGAGGGGUCUCCUAAUAAGGCUGCGGAAGUACUCAAUUCACAGUUCGCUCUCACUUUAUUUCCUCCAAACAACUUGCCGCGGAAUGGUGUAUUUACGGAUGAUAACUCCAUUGGUUUAAGCAGCCAAUCUGUUGAAGAGGAAAAGGAUGAGGUAGAUGAUAUAGACGAAGGUACAUGGUUUGAGGAUCAUAAAGAAGGUGCUACAAUGAAGGAUGAUGGUGAAUUCUCUGUGCCAAAGAAAUCGGGACGGAAACCAAAGUUGGAAAUAACUAAGAUGCAUCAUGGUACUUUCUUGCGUCGGUCUGAUCAUUUGAGUUGA
Oldenlandia corymbosa var. corymbosa is the source of this 375-nucleotide messenger RNA. NCBI's taxonomy places the organism in Eukaryota, Viridiplantae, Streptophyta, Magnoliopsida, Gentianales, Rubiaceae. The record is from the annotation of a GenBank genome assembly.